Molecule: messenger RNA, 507 nt
Organism: Paracoccidioides brasiliensis Pb18
Exons: 2
Coding region: 1-507 (168 amino acids)
Biological process (GO): proteasome assembly
Source: RefSeq, a predicted model, not a curated record
AUGUCUGCUAUCUUGAUCCCUCCCAAUGACCAGCUCGAGGCGAUGACGAAGAGCGCCGGCCCGCUGCCAGAUCAAACUGGUCUUCCAUUCCCAGCCUCCGUAAAACAAGCUUCUGCGGUAUUGGGCGGAGUAUUAACAGACGUGAUGUCAGUUUCAUUUUCAGACAAAAUCCUGGUGACGAUAUCGCAAAACGGGAAAUUAGGGCAAUGGCUACAUGUACCUCUAGAGAAUACAAACCCCGGAACUGAUGGCUCUCAUUCUCAUUCGGAUCCAAGUGAAGACGGGUUGCUUCCGCUGCCGAACCUGACUGCGACAUCUGUGCUUGGCGCCCGUGGAACCCAUAGAGAAACCAUUGGUCAGCUCUAUACGUGCCAAAUUGCCAGUUUGAUCGUAACUAAAAACCCAAUUGAAAGAAGACUUCUUGUUGUUGGGUUGGGGAUUGAAGAAUCUGAAUUGGACCGAGAUAUUUUCUUUGGUGUCAUCGAUCUUGUUCUGAAGUGCAUUUGA